AUGAGCCCAGUUGAAUCCCCCAUUACGCAAGUGUCAUCGACAACACAACCAGCUCUAUCCAACACGCAUUCCGAAGAGGAGCAUUCAGGCACUGCAUCAGAUGACGAGAGACAACAACAACAAGGAUUGCCACCAGUAUUGACACUUGAACUUCGUGGGGAGCAAAUACAAAUCAGCCGUGAGACCCUGGUAGCCUUUCCCGAGAGUAUUUUGAUUGCCAUGUUUCCAAAUGGUCUCGUAUUGAACGGGGGCGAGCAAGCUCAAGUUGACUUUGAUCCAGCGUGUGUUCGAAUGAUGCUUGAUUUCUUUGUACAAGCACGCACAACGCAUGCAGCACAUUUUUCGGAGGAAGCUUAUUUGGCAGAGACGGCUUUGGAUAAUAGAAACAUCGCCAGCGCACCACAACAUCAUCCCCUGUUUACAAAACCAGUGGUCAUUGUUCUACGAGAAGAGCUUGAUUAUUACAUCUUACCUGCUCAGCAGCACGCAAAGCCUUCAACAAGCAUCAUGGCUAGUCUCAAAACAGCAGGUGGUCAUUAUCUACAACAACAAAAUCAAGUAUUUGAGGCGCUGUUACGCAAUAUCAGCAAGGAAAACAACAUGGCUGAACAACACCUUGUGGACAUUUUGUGUAAAGCUGGUUUUUCACUUGAGGAUACUUGGAAUUAUCGUGCUUUGGAGCCCAAAAGAACGUGUAUCAGUAGCUUGUCUCUUGUACAUCUUGAAACCAGUGGACCCCAACGACGCAUGGCAACGGCACAAAAAUUGAUGAUGUUUUAUGGCAAACCAGCAAGAAAAUGUUGGUGGGAUCAUACAUGUGUCGAAUUGAUGGAUAUGCAGGUGCGACUGUGGGCACGACGAACAUGGACCUUGGAAUUGGCACUCGUGUGA
Messenger RNA from Lichtheimia ornata, 891 nucleotides. RefSeq lists its product as uncharacterized. NCBI's taxonomy places the organism in Eukaryota, Fungi, Mucoromycota, Mucoromycetes, Mucorales, Lichtheimiaceae. Bases 1 to 891 code for a protein of 296 amino acids. The record is from RefSeq and is a predicted model, not a curated record. The transcript is spliced from 3 exons.